Molecule: messenger RNA, 938 nt
Organism: Nomia melanderi (Alkali bee)
Lineage: Eukaryota; Metazoa; Arthropoda; Insecta; Hymenoptera; Halictidae
Product: waprin-Thr1
Cellular component (GO): extracellular region
Molecular function (GO): peptidase inhibitor activity
Source: RefSeq, a predicted model, not a curated record
CCGCAGAUCCGUAACAGUUAUACGAGGAACCGGCACAGAUCAUUUGAGCGCUACUUACGUUGAAACCCGAGUGCGACGUGAAUCAUGCAAUUUCGAUGCACACAUGCAAUUGGAAUACCCGGUUACAUUAUUCCUGGAACAUGUAUUUGUGUCAUACGGCAAAAAUAGUAAAUUGAUAACGGUUAUUAAAACGUACACGAAGCAAAACAGUGUCCGGGAACCCGGGGAAACAAUCCCCGAUUUUCCAGUGUAAUUCACCCAGAGAUCUUGCUUUCGCUACGAAAUGGAGGUGGAAACGUGGAGAAACAAGGAGGGAGGAAAGAACAGAGAUUUAAGAAGCUGAACUCCUAUCGUGCACCGAUUAGACGUGAAAACAUCUGCCAACUGGACAAACCUGCCUUUCUGCAAGGUGCAAAGUAGACGAAGACCUCGCAACGAACUAGAAAAUGAUCCAGAAAGGAACAAUUCUUGCCGUAACGGUGUGCUUGCUAGUCGCUGUGACAAUUGCCCAGCUGUCCUCUAAAAGUGGCCACUGUCCGCUGAAAAACAGCAUAUCAAAAUGCACUCCAAGAUGCGUUACGGAUUAUCAGUGUUCGAUGAACGAAAAAUGUUGUCCAAAUAAAUGUGGAACCGAAUCAUGUGCGGAUGCAAGCAUUUUCAGUGCCGGAAAUGGAUAUAAAGGAUCGCAGAAUGGAGUUUACUGCGCCGGCAUAAAAUGUGGACCGUAUGAAAAAUGCCAAUUUGACCGCAAAACGAAACGUGAAAAAUGUAUUCGUACGUGAAGGAUUGCAAUAAAAGUCCAUAAUGUAAUCUGUUGUAAUUUUAAUCCAUUUCAACGAACCAUUAAUUGAAAAUAUUGUAAAAAAUGAUCACUAUCAUCUGCAUUAUUUUUUUUUACAUUUUCCUAUUCAUCUAUCAAAUAUUCAAUAAAUUUUUUU